UCUGCAUCAAACCAGAGGUGGAAAAAAAGCCCUAAACAACUAUUUUUCAGCGUAGCUCUCUCUUCACUCAGGUACAGAAACUCAUUUUGUGGCAGAAACUGAACUAAGGACAUGGCCAGUUCCCUGGAGAAAGCUGUGGCCCAGAAGAAGGGGAUCAUUGAGGCAGUGAUUGACAUGCUUGAGAAGGGAACUGAGGUGCUGGCGAGCAACGUGGGUGACCUCUCCCCCUUUUGUGAGGUCACUUUUCCAGUUGUCAAACUGGCCUUGGGCAAAGUUCAAAGCCAAGAGGUGUUAUAUGUUAAAGAACAGUUCCUUAUAGUGAAGAACAAGCUGGAUCUUCUCUCCAGCCAGCAGACAGACAUCAACAUUGAGCUCAAGAAGGCAAACCUUGAUUCCCAGUACUUCUCUGUGGAGGAGAACAUUAGGAACCAAUUUCGGAAGUUUGUGGACUUCUUGGAGGCACAAGAGCAGUUCAGAGAAGUUAAAAAAGAUAUUUUUCUGAAACACUUUUCUAAAAGUGGAGGCGAAAAGAACCUGUGGACUCUCCAUAAUGCUGUGAUGGGAACUUCAAUUUUGGAGGUUGUAGAAAGGUACGUUGCGAGGAACCGGCGUCUCCUGGAGGAUUACUGUGCUCGGCUGAAGGAGCUCAUUUGCUUGGGGUUGAUCGCCCUGAUGGGACACUGCGCUCUAACCGCAGAGAGCGAGGAGGAGCAGGAGCAGGAAGUCAUGCAAGAGUGGAGACCAAAGAUUGAAGAGAUAGAAUACAAGAUGAAGUCGGUCAUUGAGUCCUGCAUCGCUGCUUUCCCAGAGCAGGCUCAGUUGGAUGUCAAACGUCUGCUGCAGGAAAAGGAAGAAGGAAAUCUUCAGCUCGUGGCACAGGAGCUUCUGGAAUUCUUGGUGAAAAAGUUCGACUGGGUCUACUGGUCCGUGCGUCUCAUUAAACAUCCUGACGGCUUCUUCAAAAAGCACUCUGUAGGGAAGCCCUUUCACCACGUGGCAGGACAGACGCAAUUUGAGGUUGUCCAGGAGAACAUCAGCCUGGUGGUGUCGUACAGCACCAAUCCCAAGCCUGUGCCACGAGACGUCAUCCAGCAGCUGAUGGAGGGUCAGGGGAAGAAGGGGAGCCCCCCCGCGGUGGUGGAGAUGCUGGAGAAGCAGCUGUGCGGCUUCAUCAUUCAUGUGGUCAAUAGUCAAAGCAAGCCUGAAUGUGUCUGGAGUUUUCCAGAAGACUGUCACUACUGGGAGAAGCACAAGAACGGGGUUGUGUGUGUGCACUCUGAGUGAGUCAUCGGCAAGAAAUGACCUUCUGAUACAUGCAAGAAGUAGUUUGACGUGUAUUUAAACUGAUAGGAAGAUGAAAUAUACAGAACAACAGCUAUUUAUCCUCUGUCCCUAAACAACCAACGUAUGGCCUUUAAAAUGAGUGAAACUUUAGCUGUAAAGAUACAUUUCUCAUGGAAAAACUAUGCAGGUUUGAGGAUUGUUGAUAUUUCAGUUUGAAAACCAAAGACUGUUUUUUUUUUAAGAUCGUUUUGGUUUUCCUUUUAUUCAGUCAUUUCAAUUUCAAUUUUAAAAAUGUUUUAUUUCAAAUCAAAACAACAAUUCCAUAAAAUAAAAUAAGUCAAAACAAGAAUUUGAAAAUUAGAUUUUCCUUCAGGCUUUUGUUUUAUCACGACAUUUAUACGUUUGAGAAAACCAGGUUAAUAAAUAUUAAUGCUAAAGUUCAAGAUAAAACUACUUUUUAGCCGAUUCAGCAAUGAAUUCUGAACAGCUAUAAAUCAAAUAAAAGCAUUUUUUAUUCAUCAGAGAACAGAUUACAUCGAUGUUCAAACUCAGACAUUUGACUGUUCAGUGAAGAAGCUCAUUUACGACAUGAUGCUGCUGCAGGUUUAAGAUCAGUUAGGCAAGGAUCGUUGUUACUAUGGCUACGACGGUGCAGCAUCUUGUUUUCCCCCUCAAUGUCUCAGGGCAGGGUUUUGGUCUGUGGUGUUUGCCUUCGUUUUGCGCCGACACAGAUUUCUAGCUGCUGCAGAGCUGAUUGUCUCCUUUGUUUUUCCUUCAACGAUGCUCUGUAGGUGAAAGAUCUAGACUCUAGAAUCUAUUAAUAGCUGCAGCACAGAAGACCUCGCCUGAAACAGACCUGAGCAGAUGUUGCUUUAACCCUGUAAAAUCCACCACAUCAAAGAAAAUGUUGAAGUUAAGACGUUUUUAAAACUCUUUGAAGAAAUCCACACAAAAAAAUCUAUACAUUUCUUUUAAUGUGAUAUAGAUAGUAACAAUUAUGAUCCUUUGGGUGAUUUGCUAAGUCUUAGUUCACAAAAAUGUUAAGGAUGCUGUAACUGUAUUAUGAAGAAUUAUCAACAUUUUGCAUUAUUUCAAUACAGCAAGUAGUCAUUUAAAAAAUGAAUAACAAUGAGAUUUUCUCACCAAUAACCUUUGAAAAAUAGCUAAACUUCUACUUUAAUGAGUAGAAAAGCCUGACUACUGCCUCUAGUGGAAUGAUUAUGUACUACAGGGAGGAAAACAUGGACCAAGCUCUAUCCCGAUAGGUUUUUAGAGGAAGUUUAGAUCCAAUAAGCUAGGGGUCUCAGAAAUGCACCCUGUGUUAAAAGCCCAUCUAGGGAAAAGAGCUGUAAAUUAGUUUCUGCCAUAAGCAGUAUGGUAUGGGCAUGGGACCACUGCUUUGCUGUAUGUUUCUGUUUUUAUAUCUGUCCCUGUUCAAAUACAUUCAUUCAUUCAUUUAUUCACGUAUCAAAAAUGGAAUGAAUGGCUAUAUAGAGUUAAAACCAUGCUAUAUCUUCUCCAGCAUGCAUAAUAAAUGCACUCAUCACCCCCCAUGUUAUCAAAUAUGUCGUUUUUGAAUUGAACGCUGAGACCAGGCUGGAAGAUUCUCGCCCCUCUUCAGGCUGGAGGACACCAAGAUCAAAGUUGAUCACAUUUACUGUCUGGAUGAAUGAAAACACCAGAAACUGUUUAAAGUCAGGUAUCAUAAAAGGUUACUGUUACGAUGCUGCUUUUAUGUUUUUGUUCUUCCAUUUUACCUUAUGCUUUAGUGAAACAUUUACUAACGACUGCCUGUCACCAUAUAACUAUAGUGGUGGUUUAGAGAUGAUCCAUUAGUAUGAAAGUGUUUAACUGAUGUGUCAUGAGAAGCUUCUGCACCUCCUGCUCCAAAAAGAAGGUUCUGCUGGUUCUGAAGAUCUGUGUAAGAAUGCCUCCAUGAUUCCAAACCUUCAUGUUUGUGGACUGUGAUGUACGAUCUACAACUGUGCAUUAAAGUAACAAGUAUAAAAGGAA
Molecule: messenger RNA, 3297 nt
Organism: Oryzias latipes (Japanese medaka)
Lineage: Eukaryota; Metazoa; Chordata; Actinopteri; Beloniformes; Adrianichthyidae
Source: RefSeq, a predicted model, not a curated record